Molecule: messenger RNA, 489 nt
Organism: Gamsiella multidivaricata
Lineage: Eukaryota; Fungi; Mortierellomycota; Mortierellomycetes; Mortierellales; Mortierellaceae
Exons: 2
Coding region: 1-489 (162 amino acids)
Source: RefSeq, a predicted model, not a curated record
AUGACUCUGUUGUUCGCUCUGUCAGCGAGAAAAUUCUGUUCCAGGAGGGAGGCAUUACGACUGACUCCCAGGAGCUUUCGCGUAACCAUCGCCAGUCUGCCUCAGUUGGGCAACGUCGGAAUUAACGCCGAUACCGGAGCCGCCGAUGGAGUCAUUGACCUCCGCUCCGGCACGGCCGAGACCCUACGUGAACUCCCUGCUCAUUUGCGCCCCCGUGCCUGGGUUUCGCUCCAUGUCGGAGGCUGGCAGGAUGCCCCCCACGAGCUCCAGGGAUUCAUGCGCCUUGACGACCAGUCUGGUCAGCGUCUGAUGGAGCAUGCUCGUGAUGCUGCUGAUGGCAAGGCCCAGGAGGCCACCGCAAUCGAUAACCUCCGUCUGCCCGAGAUCGUGGCUCUCUUUGCUCAGAAGCUGUACGGACACUUUGGAGAGGAGUUGCCUGAGGAGUUGACCUUGGAGUGUUUGAGCAACUUGGGUCCUCACCGCCGUUAA